Chenopodium quinoa (quinoa) is the source of this 2022-nucleotide messenger RNA. RefSeq names its product U11/U12 small nuclear ribonucleoprotein 31 kDa protein-like. The transcript has 4 exons. Gene Ontology annotation, molecular function: RNA binding; zinc ion binding. Gene Ontology annotation, cellular component: U12-type spliceosomal complex. The record is from RefSeq and is a predicted model, not a curated record. Gene Ontology annotation, biological process: mRNA splicing, via spliceosome. NCBI's taxonomy places the organism in Eukaryota, Viridiplantae, Streptophyta, Magnoliopsida, Caryophyllales, Amaranthaceae. The coding region runs from base 357 to 1103 and encodes 248 amino acids.
UAUUGAAGACACUUUAAACACGCCUUAAAACAAAUCACCGGAACUCCCUUCUUUUCUCUCUCUCUUUUUCUCGCUCCGAACUAAAUCGGGGAUUCGAAAACUCAGGAUCGUCCAAGGUCAUCUUCAGAAAUUUUGAAGCUCAUUUUUCUACUGUUAAUUCAUCUAAGUUUUUUUUUUUUCGGAGAAUAUUUGAUUGAAAGUUUUUCUAGGGUUUCUGGACGUGUUUAAUUAAUGGCUGCUCCACCUGCGAGAGUUGCGCUGUUUAUGAUUAUCUAAUCAAUCUCCUCUGAAUCGGCGAUAGUGGUAAUGUACUUGCUGAAUUUGUUAAGAACCGGCAAUUUCCAAGAACAAAGAGAAUGGGUGACAGUGAUGAAGACGAUACGUUCUACUACCGGUACUCCACCCCCACAGCUGCUCACUCUACUGCUGCCGCCUCGACCACCACCAAGCACAGCAGUGGAAGCGGUGGCUUGGCUCCCUCAAAGUCAACUGUUUAUGUUAGCAACAUCGAUUACAACCUCACCAACUCUGACCUCUUCACCAUUUUCUCCACCUUUGGAAAAGUCGCUCGUGUCACCAUCCUUAAGGACCAAGCCACUCGCCGUAGCCGUGGCGUCGCCUUUGUCCUCUUCAUCUCCCGUGAUGACGCUGUUUCCGCUGCCCGCCAGAUGAAUGAAAAAAUCCUCAACGGCCGAACCCUAAGAGCUUCGAUUGCCUCAGACAACGGACGUGCAGCUGAAUUUAUUCGCCGUCGUGUUUAUAAGGACAAGUCCAGAUGUUAUGAGUGUGGGGAGGAAGGCCAUCUGAGCUAUGAGUGUCCCAAGAAUCAGCUGGGUCCCAGAGAGCGCCCUGUUCCUAAGAAGGGGAGGAGAGAGAAAGAGCAGAGGAGGAAGGAGGAUGAUGAAGAGGAGGGGAGAGAAGGGGAUGAGGAAGAGGUUGCGUUUGAGGAGGAUAAUUGGGCUUCUGUGGUUGACAGUGAUGCUGAUCAAAGGUUGUUAAUGGGGCAUGAAGAACAACAGAGAUUGGUGAAAGGGAAGAAGGUGAAGAAAGCUAGCUAUUUCAGCGACGAAAGUGGGGAAGAGGAUUGUACAUAUUGUAUUUAGGUUGUCACAUAUCUACUUCAAGUCGCACUAUUAGCGUUACAAUUGAUUGGGAGGUGCUGAGAAGAGAGGCAAAAGGCAGUUGCUCAUUAGGCCUUCCUCAAAAGUGAUUAUCAAGUUUUUCAUUGUCAUGCAAAAAAACAUGGGCGUGGUAUGAUCUUUUCAUACAGCUGUCAAUUUGUCAUUACUGGCUCGGUCUCUUUGGGGGAAUUAUAUUUAAUAGGUCGUCAGUCCUUACUUUUUUUUUUGCUGUAUGUAUCAUUAAUUGGCUGUUGUGUGUUGCUUUCUACAGGUUACAUUGGAGAAUUUGAGUAUGUCGAUGACCGCAGAUCCGGAAAGAUAGUGAUUGAACUGAAUGGAAGAUUAAACAACUGUGGUGUUAUCAGCCCUCGUUUUGAUGUUGGUUAGUCCACACCGGUUUAGAUUCUUGAGAAUGAGACUGAGUGUUGGAGUUAUGACCCCUCAGCUUUCACCGGCACUUGGACUGGCCUUUCCGUAGUAUGCUGGUAUACGCUUUAAGAAAAAGAAAUGGCCUUACCCUCCUCCUUGUCCUCCUGUUUAGAUUUGAAUUUGAAUGGUUUGAUGCUAAAAUGAUACCCCCAUUUGUGGUAUGCGGGGCAUUCAAUGUGGCACAUUUUAUGAUCUGCAACAUCUAGCAGAAAUGAAGGCUGAUGAAUGUGGUAUUAAAGGAAAUUAGAUGAAAUAUACUAGGAGCUAUACCCAAAGCUCCUCACCAAUCACCAUAUCUGGAUUGUAGGGCUUGAUUAACAGUUGUUUGCUGAUAGCUGUUUGGACCCAAAUCUGGUUAUAUGUAACGUUGUCCCCCAUUAUUUGUUUUACCCUAUUCUUAAAUUACAGUAAGGAAGUUUAAUCAUGUAGUACUUCUAGCAGGAUAUGUUGUGCAGAUACUCACGCGGUUUAA